AUGCCUUAUUCUCCAGCUAAACUAUUCGAUAUUUACUGGUAUUCAUUCCCAUAUGUCAUGUUGACAAAGCCUGAACGCAUGUGCUUACGUAUGUAUUUUAUUAAAAAUAAGUGAUCUUGAACCAUAUCAAGAAAACAUUACUAACCAUUUAGACUUCUUUUUCCUUUCGUUUGCAUUAUUUAUUGGUUACGGCAUUGUUUUCUACAUUCCUUCCAAUACCAUGUUUCUCUUAUCUAGAGGAUACUACUAUCUCUCUGGUACUGAUACGGUUCAAAACAUAAGUGUCCAAUCUCUUUGA
Molecule: messenger RNA, 298 nt
Organism: Debaryomyces tyrocola
Lineage: Eukaryota; Fungi; Ascomycota; Pichiomycetes; Serinales; Debaryomycetaceae
Source: the annotation of a GenBank genome assembly